AUGAGACGCGGCGACACGUCGGACCAUCUAGACGACAGCGACCUGGGUAGCACAGCGGGCUGUGGCGAGGGGCGCGCCAAACGUCGGUCCUCCUCGGAGCGUAGUGAUGGCCGGAAGAAGGCUGGUAUGACAGCGGUGGGGGUGGUGUCUGACGGCGGAACUGUGAUGGAGGGUGUUGUCGGAGAUACGUUGAGGAUAAAGCCGGCGGAGGGAAUGGAGAGAUCUGCAGACGGCCACGUCCCUCAUACGCUGUAUGAGGUCCUCUACGCUGAUGGUGACGGCCCCAAUCAUGACGAUUACGCUCGGGCCCCCACCCCCCUGCCCUCUCACGGUGACCGAGAUCGUGAACGGCACGGCGCAGCUGUGGCUGGUAGCUGCUCCACGGACAGCUUCGCAGAGUGCCGUGCGGCAGUCAACGACACUAGCCGCAAGAUGUACUUUCCCCUACAGAUGUCAAACUUCGCGUCGGUACCCACUGCAGUACCAUCCUUGGCAGAGAUUAAGACCGCCUCCAAGCCACAGCAGCCGGUGAGCCACCACCCAAGCUGGCCAGUGCUAGAGUGCUUGGAGGUGUCUGGUGACUUCUACCGCCUCCGGAUACCUGUGCUUAUUCAUCCUGAAGUGUAUUUUGUGGUGGAUUAUGCAAUUUGCCUUGCACUCAAAUUUAAGGAGAAGAGAAUUGCACGCUACGUUGCUAUUCUGGCUAAUUCGGCAAAUCUUCGGUACCGAAGUAUGGUCCAGCCAAAGGUGCAAUUGUCCGUUGUCGGAAUCACCGUGACCAAAAAGCCUUCCGACGAGCCCUACAUGGUAAAAGCAUCUGGCUAUGAAGCGACGAAAAAUGUCAUUUAUGGAGAAACCAUACGAAAAUUUAUGGAUUACGUCGCGCUGCAAGCUUAUUUUGCUACAUCUGACAUCAUAUUUCUUCUUACAGGGAUGAAUAUGUCUCGAUGGGAGAACAACAACCUAAUUGGAAAUUGUGGAGGUUUUGCGUAUCUUGCCGGCGCCUGUACCAAGUGGAGAGUCGGGAUGACUGAAGAAAGAGCGGGCAGCUACUACGGUGUAUUUGUGCUAGCACAUGAGCUUGCCCACAGUCUUGGGUGUGUACACGAUGGACAGGGUGCUGAUUCUUGGCCUGCUGGACACAUUGGUUCAGCUGACUGCCCUUAUGAAAACGGCUAUAUGAUGAGUUAUAAGUUUAAAACUCCAUACAUGUACAAGUUUUCUUCGUGCUGCCAACGAGAGGUACUCAAUGUCUACAAUCGUCCUACAUAUGAAUGUCUUAUUGUGAAAAAUUCGAUAACAACGACCAUAUAUUCAAGUAAGCUUCCUGGUGAGGUUUCAAGUCUCACAACAUACUGUAAGCAAGUCUACCGUAGCUACACUUAUGUCACAGCUGAUAAGAAGUACAGUAUGAAACAAUGCAUAGUAAAAUGUUACAUUAACCAAAACGGAGAUAACAUGCUCAUUGGCGCCGUUGAUGGUGUCCACUGCGACAAAAGAAAGGUUUGUGUGCUCGGCAACUGCACCUACAAACCAACAAUAGACAAAGCCGAAUGAUAUGUAUCAGCGCAACCGACUUUCCAAACUUCUUUUUGAAUAUUUUCUCAAACAAAAAUCACACUCUUAAAAGAACAACAAAAAUGAAGCUUCUUUAUUUGUACAAUGGGUAAGCGUUAAUAAAACCCAGCAGCAUAAGCAUCAGAGG
Messenger RNA from Rhipicephalus sanguineus (brown dog tick), 1705 nucleotides. RefSeq lists its product as uncharacterized. Bases 1 to 1557 code for a protein of 518 amino acids. The transcript has 13 exons. Gene Ontology annotation, molecular function: metalloendopeptidase activity. Lineage: Eukaryota; Metazoa; Arthropoda; Arachnida; Ixodida; Ixodidae. Gene Ontology annotation, biological process: proteolysis. The record is from RefSeq and is a predicted model, not a curated record.